This is a messenger RNA of Phoenix dactylifera (date palm), 5589 nucleotides long. The record is from RefSeq and is a predicted model, not a curated record. Lineage: Eukaryota; Viridiplantae; Streptophyta; Magnoliopsida; Arecales; Arecaceae.
CAGAUUUUAAAAUGCUAUUUUUUCUAUCAUCCAUUCUCUUGUGCAGAUCUUAAAUGCAUGUCGUCCUUUGUCGCACAUUCGUAUGUGUAAAUUGUAAAAGUGCUCCAUUGUCUAUCAUCAAAGUGGACGGAUCUCAAAGCACUUGAUUUUUUAUCAUUCAUAUAUAGAUGUAUAGAUUUUAAAGUGUUUCAUCUUCUAUCAUCCAUUUACUUGCAUAGAUUUCAAAAGUACUCCAUCCUUAUCAUCUAUUCGCUUGUAUAGAUUUUAAAGCACUCCAUCUUCUAUUAUUCUUCCAUUUUGCACAAAUCUAAUAGCACUCCAUGUUUUGUCAUCCAUCCGUCUGCACCAUUUUAAAGCGUUCUAUCCUUUAUCAUUCAUUCGUUUAUAUAGAUUUCAAAGCGUUCCAUUCUCUGUCAUCCAUCUAUCCAUAUAGAUCUCAAAGCACUUCAUCUUCUGUUAUCUAUCUAUAUGCAUAAAUCUCAAAGUGCUUUAUUCUUUAUUAUCCAUUCUUCUACACAUGUCUUAAAGCACUUCAUCAUCUGUCAUCGAUCUGUUUGGAUAGAUCUGAAAGCACUCCAUUUUUUAUUAUUCAUCGAUCUCAAAAUACAUCUUCUAUCAACUAUUUACUUGUAUAAAUCUCGAAGUGCUAUAUUUUUUAUAAACCAUCCAUCUGCAUAGAUCUUGAAACACUUCAUUUGAUGCUAUCUAUCUAUUUGUAUGCAUCUCAAAGUGCUUCAUCAUCUAUUAUUAUUCAUUCGUUUGUAUAUAUCUUAAAGUGUUCAAUCUUUUAUCAUUUAUCAAUCUACACGGAUUUCAAAAAAUACUUCAUCCUUUGGGGCUUUGUCUUGCAUCUGUUUGCCGUAGAAUGCUACUUUUUUAAUUCAUGCCAAAACAAAAUCCCUUCGUGGCAGGAAAGAGCGUGUUUUAUUUUAUCAGUAUUAUUACCGAAAUUUUUAGUUAUUCCAGCAGCUAGUAAUCUCUCCAUCGUCGUCCAGGUGGCACCGCCCUCAUUUGCCACACACCCAGCAUUCCGAAUCCUUCCCUCCCAGCGCCCAAAAUUUGAACCACCCCCCGCUCUCUCUCUCAUACCACGCCUCUUCGCCUUCUUCUCCCCCGACCGUCUCGCCAUGGAGGACGACGAGGACGCGUACCGGCUCGGCGGGGGCCCAACUCCCUCGCUUCCUUCUCUCGUCUCUCUCGCCUCCUUCUUGCCCCACCCAUCUCUAUCCCUCCGCCGGCUCUCGAGCUGCUUCAGCGAGCUAAGCCGGGCGGUCCCCUUGGCGAGGAGGACGCUGGCCUGGGUCUCCCUACAGGGGCCGGCCGGUCGGCGUCCAGGAGGCCACGCCCGCGAGAGCCGUCGGCCGGGGCUUGAGCCCAAAGGAGGCCGCGGCUUGGAGGCUCUUCAGCCCCCUCCAUCGCGUCCUCAUCGUCGCCAUUGUUGCCGCCGUCGCCGCCGAGUCCAAGAGACCUCAGAGGAUAUCUCAGUAGAAGCGAUCCGUUGAUCUCAGGGUCAGUUUUUAUUCAAAAAAUCUCCUUCUUUAAUAAAGUUUCCUUGGGAUUUAUUUGGAGAUUUGGAAGCCCUGGUUUGGUGAAUACACCGGAUCGUGCGAUUAUCUUUGUAUAAUUCCUCUUCCUUUUCCAUUAUAUGGUCUAUAUACUUCUCAUUUAUUUCGUAUUCUUCGGAGAUUUAGUGUUAUCGAAAUAGAAUCCCAUGGCGUCUUUCAUAGGACUGCCGAGGUCUCUUUACUUUUUAUUUUUAUUUUUGCUGCUAUUUUCUUUUAAUCUAUUCCGGGUUACCAAAAAUUAUGUCUUUUAAUGGUUUUUUUAAAAAAAGAUGGAAAACAGGAAGAGGUAUGGUUCUUUGCGGAAAAGAAAAGGAAAAAAAUUUCUUUUACAGUUCUAGGUUAUCUUUUAUCUAUGAAUUAGUGUUAGGUCGAGUAGAACUAGAUGUUUAUUGUCCUCAAAGCUUCUUUGCCGAUGCUGGGUUAAAAGAUUUUUCUUUUUAAUCAAACACAUGUUUUUAACUCGCUCUAAAUCAGUCACUUAGUGAUUAAAUGAAAAACUUUUUUCUGGUAAAAUAUUAAAUAGAAAUUUUUGAGAAGUUUGUUGUUUUCAGUGUUUGCGGAAAAUAAUCAACUCUUCUGAAUGAUUCAUUGGCAAGGCUGCUGGGAUUUUUAUAUAAAAAAAUCUGUGUUAAGACCAGCUUUUAAUAAUUUUUCCAGAAUCAGGGAGAGUUUGAAAUAAGGCCCACACAUUAACCUUUACUCAGAUAUAUCAAUUUAGUAUGGAAAUGAUCUUCUAGAGAACUUUUUAACUUGAAUAGGUUUUGUUCUGUCAGGAUUUUGCUCUUAGUUGUUUCAUUUUAUGAUUGCAGGGCUUCCUUUUAGACUUUAGUUUUGUUUAUGCCCAAAGAAUUCGAUAGAUAUUAGGUAGUUUUUUUGAUGAAACAGGAGGGAGGCCCACCUGACUGUUAUUAAAAAAGAAAAUAUUUACAUACUAUUUACAAGGAGUGAAGAGUUAGUACAUGUGGGUUCUACAAGGAGUCCAGGUUGAUAGGAUAUAUUAGGUAUUUUUACUUGGUACCAUUUGAUCAUGCAGGACCAAGUGCUACUAAACUUGCAGCAGAAACUUGACGACCUGUGUGAACAGUUGAACUCUUCAAAGGAUAAAUCAUUUGAAAUUGCCAGAAAAUUUUUUUCCCAGAGGAUGAUCAGUUUGUGGCUGAUGGAAUGCUACAACAGAAAGAUGCUGAAAUUUGCAGCUGUGGUCAUCCACUUCCUGAGCUGAAUCCCCAAAGUGGGAUUGUUUGCAGUGCUGCAUUCUGGAGAAUAAGAAUAAUUGGCGGUGUUGUUUGUGAACGAUCUUUUUUUCUUUUUUUUUUCAUCUCUUGCGAUUUUCGCAGGAUGUUAAUGAAAUGGACACUGCUAAGAAGAUGUUUUUAAGACAGAUCACAUGAACAUAGGAGAGGAUGUCUGAUCGUUCGGAUUUUUGCUCCAGCAUCACAUCUUCUGUGGACAUUCAGAGAAUUGCAGAGCUGGAAGAGAUCACGAAAAGGGGAAACAUGGUGAUCACAAGAUUAAAGAAAGAUAUGGUGGUUCUAGAACAAAAGCUGAUGAGGCUUCAAAGACCAUUUUCCACUGCAUCAAAAAUUAGCUCGCAACUUCCAAUCAUGACAAAUAAUAUUUUCUAUGACCUGAGUGGCACAAGUUCAUCGUCGUUAGACUGUGAUUCUUCAGUUGAGGGAAAAGAAUGCCAAUGAUGUGACCCAGUUACACAUGGUAGUCCUCAGUGGUGCUGCUCAGUAGCUGUUACAAGUCUGACCUCAGCAAAAUCAUGUGGCUCCUCAAACAUCCCAACAGACAGGUUCCCGAAGCAGCACUCUGUUAGUUCUGAUAAAAGACUCCCAUGGUCCUCAUACCUAUGAGAGUCUGCAAGAGUGCACCACUUUAGCAAUCAAGAGUCAGGCUCAACCUUUGUCAAAAUUUGCUAGUUCCAUGUCCAGAUCACGAGAUUGCUUCCGGAGGCAGGGAUCUGUAUAUCCCAUUGUAGAAAAUUAUAGUAUUCACAGAGCUGACUCAGCUGUGGCAUUGAAACCAAAGAGAUCAGGAUCUUCUGGCGGAGAUUUCAAGAGAACUAGGCUGCAUACUCAGUCCGAAUCAGAGAGCAGAGUUUCACAGAAGCGAUGGGUUCAGAUUCUCAAUAUCACCUUGAUAUUGGAAUUUAAAGGAAAGUGGCAUAUAGAAGUUAGUACUUCAAGAGAUAGAUGCAAUGCCAUCUGUGUCGGAAGUGCUUGAUCAAAUAUACUCAGAGACAUAUGCAAAGGAAGGACAUCAUUCAAGCUAGAUAUUACAUUAUUCCAUCCAUUAGCGCACUAUAUUUUUGAUAUUUUAAUCUCUUAGAGUUUUGUUUCCAAUUUUGACAAAAGGACACCUUUGGUCUUAAUUUUGUGCUUGUUUACCUGACAACUGUCAUAACAUCUGAUAAUUUAAUUACCAUAGUCUAUUGGAAAAAAAUGAUUUCAUUCAAUUUUAAUCGGAAGUGGUUAAUCCUUCACUUCUUUUUCUGCACACUCAGCUAUCCAUUUUUUUUCCCUUUAUGAUCUAUGACCUCUCAUCAAUGCUUCAUCUGCUUGAGGUAAUGGCAGUUCAUGCCAACUCUGAGGUUCAUAUAUACUCUGAUGAUAAAAUUUUGAUCUCUUAAUUGAUGUCAAUUUACUCUUGAACUAGGUAGAAUGAAAUUCUUUUGUACUUGGGAUUUGACAAAUCUUGGUCGUCCACUGUUCUGUCAGCAAAGAAACUUCCAUGGUGAUUACAAUAUCACGUCACCCUCAUCUUCCACCUCUUUGCAUGUAACAGGGCAGGGAGGGGAAUUAUGGCAUUGUACAAAACUUUUAUUGCAUCGUAAUAAAGCAUAAUUCACAAGGCCACAGAACCAGGGAAUGACUGGGGGAAGGAGAAGCAAAAGUAGAGGAAAUAUUACGGAGUUGAAGAGAAGGGAGAAUAAGAAUAUCCGCAUCUGAUGGUGUUCACCUCCUCCUCGAUCUCUCCCAAUCGGAUUCGGUUCUCCUCGUCGCCUCGGUCCUAGAGCUCCGUGGAAGAGCAAGGGGGGGUCUGUGGUCCACCGCGGUGAGAGUAAGGGAGGAUGUCGAAUCUUUACGGGGAAUUCAACCAGAAGAUCGACUAUGUAUUCAAGGUGGUGCUGAUCGGGGACUCGGCGGUUGGGAAAUCGCAGCUGCUGGCGCGCUUCGCCCGCAACGAGUUCAGCUUGGAUUCCAAGGCCACCAUUGGCGUCGAGUUCCAGACCCGCACCCUCACCAUCGACCACAAGACUGUCAAGGCCCAGAUUUGGGACACCGCCGGCCAAGAAAGGUACCGUGCCGUGACAAGUGCAUACUACAGAGGUGCGGUGGGGGCAUUGCUGGUCUACGAUAUGACAAAGCGCCAGUCAUUUGAUCACGUGGCGAGGUGGCUAGAGGAACUACGUGGGCAUGCCGACAAGAACAUUGUUAUCAUGCUCAUUGGGAACAAGUCUGACCUUGGAACCCUUCGUGCUGUCCCCACCGAGGAUGCAAAGGAAUUUGCGCAGCGUGAGAACCUGUUCUUCAUGGAGACCUCCGCACUUGAGGCCACUAAUGUUGAGACUGCUUUCCUGACUGUCCUUACUGAGAUUUACCGCAUCAUUAGCAAGAAGGCUCUUGUUGCCAAUGAGGAGCUUGAGGCUGGGGGAAAUUCAAGCCUACUAAAAGGAACUAAGAUAGUCGUCCCUGGCGAGGUGCCACCAAGUGGGACCAAAUCUGCAUGUUGUAUGUCCUCGUAGGUGGCAGUCUCUCAUCAAGCCACCUUUUUUGUUACAAUUAUGUUCCAAUCUUGGAAGAUUUUUCCAUAUCCCAAGGAUUUUGAUGCCUGCCAUUUUUGAAAAGUUUGCAAAGAACACCAUUUACUGGAUUGUUAAAAGGCUGUACUCUUUCCCCCUUUUUUUCCCGCUUUUCUGUCUCUUCCUGAUUUCAUCUUCUGUAAUAUAAUGAGAGCAUAUGGAACGAUUUUAAGGUGCAGAAAUUAGUGGAUAUAUAGUUCAAUUGUUAUGUGCCAA